AUGAGCUGGAUCCGUCAGCGUGAGUUGGCAGAUUGUUUGCAGGCACGUGACCUCCGUCUGAGGCUGAUCGGUGUAUCUCAACGUUCUCGCGACAUCCAGGCUCGCCUUGCUGAUCUUCUGGCCAGCUGUUCUGUCUCUCAUGGCUUGGCGACAGAUGGAUCAGACCUCCUUGAGCAAGUUAAGCAUCUCUCAAAAGAAGAGGAGCGCCUUGCUAGCCAGGUUGCGUAUUUUGAAUGGAUAAAUGCUGGUUUUGCCUCGCCAUAA
Messenger RNA from Protopolystoma xenopodis, 264 nucleotides. NCBI's taxonomy places the organism in Eukaryota, Metazoa, Platyhelminthes, Monogenea, Polystomatidea, Polystomatidae. The record is from the annotation of a GenBank genome assembly.